Molecule: messenger RNA, 2484 nt
Organism: Sporothrix brasiliensis 5110
Lineage: Eukaryota; Fungi; Ascomycota; Sordariomycetes; Ophiostomatales; Ophiostomataceae
Product: U3 small nucleolar RNA-associated protein MPP10
Exons: 1
Coding region: 1-2484 (827 amino acids)
Biological process (GO): rRNA processing
Cellular component (GO): sno(s)RNA-containing ribonucleoprotein complex; nucleus; Mpp10 complex
Source: RefSeq, a predicted model, not a curated record
AUGGCCGACUCGAGCACAUCGUCGCUCACGUCCACCUCCCACACCCUCACCAUUGCUGCGCCGUACGGCAUCAUGGCGCCCGGGUCUGGAUCCAUGCCCUCGCUGGGCGACAUCGCUUCGGCCCUCGCCUUCCGUGACACGACGCGCCGGAAACCCCGCGAGGCGUUCCUUACGCCCAACGCUGCGUUGUCGACCGCCUCGUCCGAGAUUACCCAGGUGGCCCUCGGCACGUUUGCCGGACUGAUUAGCGACGAGCAGCAGGAGCGGCUGCGGCAGAUGCACGCUGCGACGGCGGCGCGGAAAAAGCGCAAGCGGGCCAGCAAGGGUGCGACCGCUGCCCGUGCAGAUGGCGACAACGACGACGACGAGAACGACAAGUUCGUGCGGCCCGUCGGCCCUAUUCUCAAGAUCCGGCGCGUGCACGUCGACGGUUUUGAGGUUCCUCAGAUCUGGCAGCAGUCGAACCGCAUCCUUGCCACCAGCACACAGCAAUCCCAGUCUAUACUCGACCGAUUGGAGCAGGAGGACGAGUCGGACGCAGACGACGAUCACGAUGCGACCCCAACAAACGGUGUCUACGCCGGCUCCGACGGCGAGGAGGAUGGCGAGGACGAAGAGAACCGGCUCGAGGAUGACCUGGCUGUUCUAGAGGCCGAGGAGGAUGAAGAUGACGAUGACCUGAGCAUGGGCGAAGAUGGCGAGGAUGAUUUUGGCGAAGACGACGAGGCGGAGGAAGAUGAGGCCGAGGAUGAUGAGGUUGAAGAUACAGGCCACGGUCCUGCAAAGGAGUUUGUCGAGGAUGCGGACGGCCUCAACGACGGCUUCUUUGACAUCAACGAGUUCAACAAGCAAUCACAAUGGUUUGAGGCACAAGACGCCCGCGCAGAUCCAAACACGGACGCCGCGAGCGACGACGACGAGCUGGACUGGCACAGCGAUCCAUUUGCAGUGCCAGUUGGCGGCAAGAAGGCAAAGAAGGACGGCAAGGCGGCCACAUCCAAGUCCAAGUCCAAGUCCAAGUCUAAAAAGGGCCGCGGCCCACACGACUCGGAUGACGACGACGACGACAAUGGUGCCGGCGGCGAGGACGACGAUGAAGAGGACGGCCCGCCCAUCUUUGGCAACAUGGACCUCGACGCGCCGUCAGGUGAGAGCGACAUUGAAGACAUGGACGACACCACCAACGGCGGCUUGGCCAGCGGGUUUGGCGACGUGGACCUGACGGCCAACGACAUCUUCUACAAGGACUUCUUCGCACCACCCGCCAAGAAGCGUGGCGACCGCGACCGGCCGGGACGCCAAUCGGCCAAGACCAACGGCGACGACAGCGCCAACAAGCCCUUCCAGCCCGACGAGGCCGACGUCCAGCGCGCCAUCAAGGACGUGCGCCGCGACCUGUUUGAGCAGAUCUCCGACGCAUCGGGCGACGAGGACUCGGACGGGAUAGAUGCGCUGUCGGACGCCUCGGCAGGCGACGUGCGCAGCCGCCGGUCCGCCCACGAGCGGCGCCAGGCCAAGAUUCUCGCCGAGAUCCGCCGCCUCGAGGCCGAGGCCGUCAAGGAGAAGAACUGGACGGUGUCGGGCGAAGCCUCGGCGUCGGCGCGUCCGGUCAACUCGCUGUUGGAGGAGGACCUGGACUUUGAGCACAUUGGCAAGCCCGUGCCCGUGAUCACCCAGGAAAUCACCGAGGACAUUGAGGCGCUCGUCAAGCGCCGCAUCCUCGAGCAGUCCUUUGACGAGGUGCGCCGGCGGUACGGCACGGGCUUUGGCGAGGACGCGGACGGCACGCGCCGUGGCCUGGUUGCGAUUGACGACAGCCAGGCCAAGAAGGGCCUGGCCGCCGUCUACGAGGAGGAGCACCAGCAGGCGGCCAACCCGGACACGUACGUCAGCCAGUCGGACGAGCGCGUGCAGGCCGAGGAGCGCGAGGUGGAGCGCAUGUGGCUGGACGUGAGCGCCAAGCUGGACGCGCUGAGCAACUGGCACUACAAGCCGCGGCCCGCGGCCCCGCAAAUGUCCGUGGUGGCCGAUGUGGCGACGGUCACGAUGGAGGAUGCGCAGCCGGCCACGGCCCAGGGUGUCAGCGGCGGUGCGAGCAUGCUGGCGCCGCAGGAGGUGUACAAGCCGGGCGCGGACAAGAAGGACAAGGAAAAGGACGUUGUGGUGGUGCCGCGGAGCGGUCUGCCGGUGGCGCGCGACGAGAUGACGCGCGAGGAGAAGCUGCGGCGCCGGCGGCGCAACAAGGAACGCAUCCGCAAGAGCGGCAGCGGCAUGACCAACGGCAACGGCACAGCCGCAGGAGGCGCGUCUGCCGCAGCCUCUGCUGGCAGUGGUGCUGCGGCCAACGCUUCGCAGGCCGACACGAUCGCAACGCUGAAGCGUGCCGGUGUCAAGGUGAUCGGCCGCAAGGGCGAGCUCCAGGACGUGAAGGGCAACAAGCCGCAGGUCUCGCGGGCGUUGUCGAGCGGCAACUUCAAAUUGUAG